AUGUCGCUUUCAGAAGUUCCUACCCUUGAUUCCUCCACCACUACGCCUGAGACCUCCUCAGUCUCUACGCCAGAGACGAUCUCCUCCACCUCCUCGAACUGCACGAUCUGCCAGCAGCGAUCCCCGGCCGCCUACGUCAAACCCUCGACAGCGAUAUCGAUCCACCUCGAGCACCUCGUCCGCAGCAGCAUCCAAGCGAUCAACUCACGAGACUUCUCGAUCUACUCGAGUGCGUGGAGCUGCUACACGCCCGGUCUGAAAGUCGAAAGCGCGCAACCAGUGUAUCAAUGGCCGAACUGCAUAAGGAAGAACAUUGGUCUGAGGAGUCAUCUCAAAGGCCUUCAUUACAUCGCGUCAAGCAAUCCAGGCUUCUUUCUCCGCGUGCUAGAGGUGGAUUCACAAGUUCACGAGAAGGCGGGUCGCGCGACGGUCUUCGUCAACCUUGAAAACAUCGGCAAUCCCACGAACCUCGUAAUGGAAGGCGUGAUAAUUUUGGAGUUUUGCAUGAUGGGCGAAGAGUGGAAGUGUGUCAAAUUUACUGGCGCAAGGGGUAUAAUGUGA
Messenger RNA from Zasmidium cellare ATCC 36951, 561 nucleotides. RefSeq lists its product as uncharacterized. The transcript has a single exon. The record is from RefSeq and is a predicted model, not a curated record. The coding region runs from base 1 to 561 and encodes 186 amino acids. Lineage: Eukaryota; Fungi; Ascomycota; Dothideomycetes; Mycosphaerellales; Mycosphaerellaceae.